This is a messenger RNA of Eriocheir sinensis (Chinese mitten crab), 1113 nucleotides long. RefSeq names its product ice-structuring glycoprotein-like. Lineage: Eukaryota; Metazoa; Arthropoda; Malacostraca; Decapoda; Varunidae. Bases 1 to 1113 code for a protein of 370 amino acids. The transcript has 5 exons. The record is from RefSeq and is a predicted model, not a curated record.
AUGCUUCCGACACUACCGCCACCCUCCUACAAGCUGAGGGUUUCAGACGGAGGAGAUACAGCCAUGUACCACUCCACAGCCAUGCACCACUCCACAGCCAUGCACCACUCCACAGCCAUGCACCACUCCACAGCCAUGCACCACUCCACAGCCAUGUACCACUCCACAGCCAUGCACCACUCCACAGCCAUGCACCACUCCACAGCCAUGUACCACCCACAGCCAUGCACCACCCACAGCCAUGUACCACCCACAGCCAUGUACCACCCACAGCCAUGCACCACCCACAGCCAUCCCGUCACCCCAGCCAUGGCAUGCACUCACCCCGUCACCACAGCCACGGCAUGCACUCAGCCCGUCACCCCAGCCACGGCAUGCACUCAGCCCGUCACCACAGCCAUGGCAUGCACUCAGCUCGUCACCCCAGCCAUGGCAUGCACUCAGCCCGUCACCCCAGCCACGGCAUGCACUCAGCCCGUCACCCCAGCCAUGGCAUGCACUCAGCUCGUCACCCCAGCCAUGGCAUGCACUCAGCCCGUCACCCCAGCCACGGCAUGCACUCAGCCCGUCACCCCAGCCAUGGCAUGCACUCAGCUCGUCACCCCAGCCACGGCAUGCACUCAGCUCGUCACCCCAGCCAUGGCAUGCACUCAGCCCGUCACCCCAGCCACGGCAUGCACUCAGCCCGUCACCACAGCCAUGGCAUGCACUCAGCUCCCCGUCACCCCAGCCACGGCAUGCACUCAGCCCGUCACCCCAGCCAUGGCAUGCACUCAGCUCGUCACCCCAGCCACGGCUUGCACUCAGCCCGUCACCCCAGCCACGGCAUGCACUCAUCCCGUCACCACAGCCACGGCAUGCACUCAGCUCGUCACCCCAGCCAUGGCAUGCACUCAGCCCGUCACCACAGCCACGGCAUGCACUCAGCUCGUCACCCCAGCCAUGGCAUGCACUCAGCUCGUCACCCCAGCCAUGGCAUGCACUCAGCUCGUCACCCCAGCCAUGGCAUGCACUCAGCUCGUCACCCCAGCCAUGGCAUGCACUCAGCUCGUCACCCCAGCCAUGGCAUGCACUCAGCUCGUCACCACAGCCAUGCCAUUCUUAUUGUGUUAA